UGUAAUAUAAUAAUUAUCUAAUAUAAAAUCUGUUUAUUUUUAUAAGAAACCUUUUAAAUUUGUGAAUAAAAUAAACAUGUUUAACGAUUUCAUAACAACGUUUUUGUUACAACAAUUAAUUGAUAUUUAACAUAACAUAUUGCAGAAAUAACAAUACAUGGCCUAUAGUUAAACAAAAAAAGUUUGCUUUAUUUUCUUUUUAACAAAAAAAGUGUAAUUAUUUUUUGUAAGAAAACAAAAUGGAAAACGAAAAAAUUUAUAAUAAUUACACAAACACCGCAACAACAGCACAAGAUACUAAUGAAGAUGAUGAUGAUGGGAAAGGUGAGAAAGAUGAUAAAGAUGAAAGUGAAUUCCCCCUAACAAAUGAACAGGAAAACGAAGAGGAAGAAAAAUUACCAGAACAACGAGAAGAUGACAAAGAUGACAAUGAAAUAGAUAUUGUUGUGAUUGAUGCUGACCACAAUGAACCUUCAGCAAUAGUAAACAAAAAUGUAAACAAAUCAACAGCUGUAGAAGAACACGAGGAAGAAGAAAUGCAAAAACUACUAGAAGAAGAACCGGCUAAAACUACUGAGAACUUAGACCAAAAUUUAAAUGACAACCAGGGGGAGGAAGACGAAGAAUCGACAACAUUUGAACCUCCCUAUACCGCUCCUUUGGCCCCCCUCGAUAUGGAACUCAUAGAGAGACUUAAUAGAGAAAGAGAAGCUAAACGUCAUUCUAGUUCAGCUGGUCGCAGAAGAGAUAGUCGCUCUCCCUGGACACGUAAAAGUGUGGAUAGUACGAAAACAGUUGCUGCUAUGUUUAUGGAAGGUGAACGUUUAAAUUUAGAUGCCGGUCGUCGUGCUCAUGAAUUUCAAACCAUAGUAGACGAUCUUACUCCAGCUGUUCAUGAUUCACAUAGAAAGCCGUCGUCGCUGUCAAUGACAAACGCUAAUACAGCUGAGAGUUUUUAUAUAGACAGUACAACAUCCACAUUACUUUUAUCAUCGGAUAACGAACCGUCGUCACAAACUGCUCAAAACGCACGUAUACACAAUUUUACAAAUCACAAUAAUCAUUACAACAAUAACAAUUGCAACAGCAAUAACAAUAGUCGGAAUCCUGCCACCACAACUACGUCUAUACCAAUGACGAAAUUAGCACCCUUUGAAGAUCCACCUGAAAUUGAAUUAAGUGCUCCAAAUGAUUAUUUCGAGAAACAUGAACCAAAUCCCUCAUUAUUCUUUGAUGAUGGUGUGAGAUCAAUUGAUUUUGUUUUAGUUUAUAAAAUCGAUCUACAACAUCAGGUGCUAGAGGAAGAUCAUGCUGAAAAGCGUAGAGUAUUUGAGGCCAAUUUGGAGGCAGAAGGUUUGGAAAUUGAGAGGGUUUGCAAGGAAAAGGAACAAAUCUAUUUCGUUAAGAUACAUGCCCCCUUGGAGGUAUUGAGGCGUUAUGCGGAAAUUUUAAAACUGCGUAUGCCCAUGAAAGAGUUAAUGUGCAACGUGAAAUAUUUAUCACAAACUAGUCGUCUACGUAAUGUAGUCAGUAAUUUAUCAAGAAAGAUACCCGGCAUGUCAGUAGUGAAUCGCUCCACCCGCAGUGUAUUUUCUAGUCUUAAAGGUAUUUUCACAUUUUUCAUGAAACAUAUUUAUGUGGAUGAACGUUAUUUUCCACGGCGCGCACAGCGUUUUACUGCCAUCUAUAGUCGUGAUAAGGAAUAUUUAUUUGAUAUACGUCAGGAUAAUUUUUUUACACCUGCUGUACGAUCGCGUAUUGUACAAUUCAUAUUGGAUCGUCAACGUUUUACACCGAAAAAUAAAGAUGAAAUGGCAUUUGGCAUAGAACGUUUAGUAACCUAUAAUGUCUAUUGCGCAGCCUAUCCUUUGCACGAUGGUGAAAUCUAUGAAAAAAACACGAUGCGUCAUACUUUAAGUACACACUGGGCUUCCAUUAGUAAAUGGUAUCGUUAUCAGCCUUUGGAUUAUGUUAAAGAAUAUUUUGGUGUUAAAAUCGGUUUAUAUUUUGCUUGGUUGGGUUUCUACACCUACAUGUUGAUGUUGGCUGCAGUGGUGGGUUUAAUAUGUUUUCUAUACUCUUUGCUUACUCUCAAGGAUUAUGUGCCCGUCCAGGAAAUCUGCUCAAAUACACAAACAAAUAUAACCAUGUGUCCUUUGUGUAAUUGGUGUAACUUUUGGGACCUGAAAGAGACUUGUUUCUAUGCCAAAAUUUCUUACUUAAUAGACAAUCCUAGUACGUUAUUCUUUACUGUCUUUAUGUCCUUUUGGGCUGCACUAUUUCUUGAACUAUGGAAACGUUAUUCUGCCGAAAUAACACAUCGUUGGGAUUUGACGGGCUUCGAUGUGCAUGAAGAACAUCCCAGGCCUCAGUAUUUAGCACGUUUACAACAUUUACCCAAUACUCGUACCGAUUAUGUGACAAAUAUGAAAGAACCUACUGUGCCCUUUUGGCGCAUGAAAUUUCCUGCCGCUGUUUUUAGCUUUUCGGUUGUAUUACUUUUAAUAGCCUUAGCUUUUGUGGCUUUGGUGGGUGUCGUUAUAUAUCGUGUCUCGAUGUUGGCCAUCCUGAAAGUGGGCGAUAGCCCAAUGAAUACCUCGAGUGCUAUAAUGUUGGCCUCUGCUUCGGCGGCCUUUCUGAAUUUGUGUUUCCUUUAUGUACUUAAUUAUUUAUACAAUCAUUUAGCCGAUUAUUUAACCGAAAAAGAAAUGUGGCGUACUCAAACCCAAUUUGACGAUUCGUUGACAUUAAAAAUAUAUCUGUUGCAAUUUGUUAACUACUAUGCUUCCAUAUUUUAUAUAGCCUUUUUUAAAGGCAAAUUUGUGGGUCAUCCAGCUAAAUAUCAUAAAAUUUUUGAUGAGCGACAAGAAGAGUGUUCCUCUGGAGGUUGUUUAACCGAACUGUGUAUCCAAUUGGCUAUUAUAAUGAUUGGCAAACAGGCCUUCAAUUCCAUCUUAGAAGUUAUAAUGCCCAAAAUAUGGCGUAAAAUUAUGGCUCUAAAAGUGGGUCUAACAAGAUGUUUUUCACCCAAAGAGGACAAGCAUCACAAAGACACUGAAAGAUGGUGGAGAGAUUUAAAAUUACUAGACUGGGGUCCCCGGUCAUUAUUUCCCGAAUAUUUAGAAAUGGUUUUACAAUAUGGUUUUGUAACCAUAUUUGUGGCUGCCUUUCCUCUAGCACCGUUUUUUGCUCUACUUAACAAUAUUCUAGAAAUGCGUUUAGACGCCAAUAAACUUUUAACCCAUCAUAGAAGGCCGGUGUCGCAGAGAGUCCGCGAUAUAGGCGUUUGGUAUCGCAUUCUAGAUUGUAUUGGUAAACUAAGUGUCAUAACAAAUGGUUUUAUUAUAGCCUUUACCUCUGACAUGAUUCCCAGAUGGGUUUAUCGUGGCUUAAAUUCGGAGGAUGGUUCCUUACAUGGUUACUUAAACUUUACUUUAUCAGAAUUCCGUACAAGUGAUUCAGAUUCAGAAUUACGCAGUUUAUCUAUUAAAUACAAUAUAACCUCUUGCAAAUAUACAGAUUUUCGUGAACCACCUACCUCACCGAAUAAAUAUUAUUUAAGUAGUACUUUUUAUAUAAUUUUGGCUUGUCGUUUAGGUUUUGUUGUGGUAUUUGAGAAUUUUGUGGCGUUGGUAAUGAUUUUAGUGCGAUGGUGCAUACCUGAUAUGAGUGUUGAGCUGAGAGAUCAAAUACGGCGUGAAGUGUAUAUAACGAAUGAAAUUAUUAUUGAACAAGAGGCCAGGAGGGCUAGAUUUGAACGUGCUAAACGUAGUUCUUCUGUGCGUUUACGAGAUUCCGAAUCCAAUACUCCCGAUAAUGCCAAUGACAGAUUUAUAAGAAUCGAACAGUUAUUGGCCUGUGAUUUAUCCCAGUCUCAAAUGGAUUUAAUAAUACAUGGUGAUAAUGCCGAUACUGGCAUUCAAGGAGAAAAUUGCUAAAGCUUUAUUUGUUUUACAAACAUAAUUACUUACUUUAAGCUCGAAAGACUUGUUUUUAGUUACUAUAAACAUAAGAACAUAGAACAUCAUUUAAAGAAAAUAAUCAUCGAAUAUUUAUUUUUAUAUAUUUAAAAUAUUUUUGUUUUAAACAUUUUUGUUAUUGCAUUUUUAAAAAGCUUUUUUCUGGUAGAAAAGUAAAAGAAUCAAAGGAACUUAAAAUAAUCGUUAGCAGGUGCAAUAUAAAUUUUUGUAUUAAGCUCUCUGAUCCUAAAGUUAUUAUAUUAAUUAAGCUUAAAUUCAUUUGUUAUGUUUUAUUAUUUUGUAAAUCAAAAGUCUUAUAAUAAUUUUUUUUUGCCCAAUUGACAAUUAUGAUAUUAUUCUCACGAUUUAUGUAUGUUCUCACUUAUAUUUUUAUUUUGUUUUUAUUAUACAUUUACAUAAAUAAAUAAUUUCAAUAUACAUACAUACUUAGCUAAUAAAAAUAUACGUACAUAUAAAUAUCCAUAUAUAAUUGUUGUAAACUGUGGUGCCAAUAUUUCCUUAAUGAAUCAAGUAGUGCACAAAUAUCUUUACUAUUUUAAUUAGUAAACGAUUUAAAGCCUUAAUUUAUUUCUUCUUUAUAGGAAAAAGUAUAAAAUAUAAAAGAUUACUGCGGUAAAUCAUAGCAAUCUCUUCAAGGACUUUAACAAGAAUAUAUAUUUUUCUAUAAAUAUAAAACUAUUCAUUAAAUAAUAAACGAAAUUUGUAUAAAAUUUAUAUUUUUCUAUGCAGAGAAAUCUAAUUUGUUUUAUAAGUUUAUCUUUGGGUUAAAAAUAAUUCUUGUUUUAUUUUUAAGUUUAUAAAAAAUAACUUUUGUAUUUAACUUAUUAUGUAAACAACUUUGUGUUUGUAUGAAAAUUGUAUGUUGAAAAGAGUUAUUAAAAUAUGAGUGUUUGUUUUUAGUUCCUAAAUUAA
Messenger RNA from Lucilia cuprina (Australian sheep blowfly), 4892 nucleotides. It is a transcript of the gene subdued, whose product is annotated as anoctamin-1. Gene Ontology annotation, molecular function: protein dimerization activity; chloride channel activity. The transcript has 16 exons. Gene Ontology annotation, biological process: chloride transmembrane transport. The record is from RefSeq and is a predicted model, not a curated record. The coding region runs from base 240 to 3938 and encodes 1232 amino acids. Gene Ontology annotation, cellular component: plasma membrane. Lineage: Eukaryota; Metazoa; Arthropoda; Insecta; Diptera; Calliphoridae.